Messenger RNA from Microstroma glucosiphilum, 1425 nucleotides. RefSeq lists its product as hypothetical. Lineage: Eukaryota; Fungi; Basidiomycota; Exobasidiomycetes; Microstromatales; Microstromataceae. The transcript is spliced from 4 exons. The record is from RefSeq and is a predicted model, not a curated record. The coding region runs from base 1 to 1425 and encodes 474 amino acids.
AUGCAGGGGAGUAGACUAGCUAGCAACUCGAAUGUGCCAGGCACCAAAGGCGUCACGCAGGCGCCAUGGUCUCCUACAUUCAGGGUCGCGGAGCCAGUCUCGGGCCAGAGGGUGCUACUCCUCGGUCGCAGAGUGGUACGAUGCUCAUGGCUGUGCUUCCAGAAGGAACAAGGCGCAAAGCUUUCGCUCGUGCACGCGCCAAGUGAUUUCGGAGUCCUCUCCCCACGUGGCGUCGUGCAUUGCUUCUUGCUGAGUUCUUGUGAGCGGAACGGAGGAUCGGCUGUGCCCCGGGGAGCGGAAAGUUGCUCCACCUGCGCCUUGGCUGCCAAUGCGGAGAGUCUCAUCACCACUCCUUCUUCAUCUGAACAAGACCUCACCCAUUCUCAUCCUUUAGACAUGUCUGCACCACCUCUCAGUAGCGACCACAGCAGCGGCAACGCCAACAACAACCACCAUGACCUCGACCGAGUCACCUCGCCAGCCAUCGAUGAGGCACCACCUCCGGGCUACGAUGCAGCCACUGCUGCUGGCUCCUCGGCCGUGAGAAGAGAGCAGCGACAGGCCAACAUGCAAGCCGAGCAAGGUGGAAGCGCACCUGAUCGAUCCAGCGAUGUGGGCAGGGAUGAAAGACCGCUGCCUGAAGGAUGGAUCAAGUUGUGGAACUCUCUCUACCAACACUUCUACUACGUUGACACAAGCGCCCAGCCUCCCCGCUCCAUCUGGACACAUCCCCUGGACGAUGCUGCCUUCCUCAAAGCCAACCCCCAAUUCCAGGACAUGGCUCGUGGAGCCCGCGGUCGUCCCAGCGAAGAAGACGGGGGUAUGAGUGAUGCACCUGCUGCUCCCAGCUUUGCUCCUCCUGCGCAUGCGCCCCCGCCGCAGAUCAAUUCGUCGCAUCACAAGUCUUCGGGCAUGACAAGACAGCAGAGAAUCAAGGCUGCUGGGGACAAAGCGGCUGAAGAAGCUAGGAACGAGCCUGAGGCGACAGGACUCAAGAAGAUCAGUCGGCACAUCAAGGAGAACACCACUGGGAAAGAUCGCGUUGCCCGUCGUCGCGAAGCAGCAGAAAAGGCUGAAGCGCAGAAGAUUGUUCGUGAGGAGCGAAGGGCAGCUGCUCAGGCUUUUAUCAGAGCGGCGCAGACUGGCCAGCCUCAACUGGUGGGAACAGACGAGAGGAACGGGACAGUGUACUAUGCGGAGCCUCCUGCGCCUGGCGUUCCGGUACAGAUGGUCCUCAACUCAUUCCCUCCCCCGUACGGCUUUGAGAGUCGAAAGGAAGGAAACACGACGUAUAUGAGACCUGCUGCGCCGCCGAUGUAUGCUCAGCGAGGCAUGUAUGGUGGAGGGUACGGUGGGUAUGGGAUGGGAAUGCCACUCAUGGGAGGUAUGUUGGGUGGAGCCCUGCUCGGCGGGAUGCUCUUCUGA